GAGAAUACGAAGAAGAAGCUCGAUGAUUGCGCGCUACCGUCGUGACGCCCUGUCCUCAAAGUCGACGUCCCGUUCUUCCAGCACUGCGAGAAGAGGAACACUGGAGAAGCAUGCAGCGUUCCGCUAGAAGUUCUCCUCCUGGUUGCUGCCAGCAGAGCCCGCCAAAGCAAGACGUCGCGACAGAACAGGAGCCUCGGAAUCGAGAGAGAAACAAUCAAGCGUCCCGCGAGCAAUACUUGCCCGACGAGGCCCUGCACCUUCAGGUCUCCUCUAAGGACAAACUACCCAAACCGAAAGCGCGCAGCAAGGACUCGGUUCGUCGACAGUCAUCCCGGCGAAGCUUCGCCAACGAAUGCUUGCCACACGAAAACGUACCCGUCCAAGUCGCGUCCGAGCCUUUCGCAGCGUUUCAACACCGGCACCGCCGAGGUGUGUCUCCUGAAGGUCAAGAACAGGACACCGGGUGUCGUCACGCUGUUUCCGAGGGUCGUCUACCGGGUUCCUCGUCCCAGGCCUCGACACGCCAAAACUUCGCCAACGAGGGCUUGCCCCGCGAACAGCAGCUACCCGCAGGAGUCAUGCAUCAGGAUACUGUGCGCGAUCGGUCCACGCCUCCUCGACACCGGCAAAUUGAAGGCGCGUCUCCUCAACGCCAAGCAUCGGACACGGGGUGUCACACUGUUUCCGAGGAAGAACACGAGCCAUGCAGCCUAGACAACCGAGAUGGACAUAUGAGCACAAUAUCGUUGCUUGCGCUGUUCACGAUAGCUAUCGUGGUUAUUGGCAUCCUACUAUAUAUCGCCGCUCGGAGAACCACCGCAAGGCCAAGGUCAGGGAAAGUGCGCGUCAAGGCCUGCACCAACGCAGAUUGUUUACGUCACGCCGCUGCCAUCAAGAUGGCGUGGAACACUUCGGUUCACCCCUGCGAUGACUUUUACUCUUUCGUCUGCGGCUCUUGGGCAGCGGAAAAAAGCCACCGGCGGAUGGAUGACCUCACCGUGGCUGCUAAACAGAUCGCUUUCGCAGAGCUUCUAUCCCACAGACCAGCGCCGGGAAAAGCGAGAAAGUUUUUCUUAUCCUGCAUCAAUGCCGCUGCAGACGUCCAGUCAAACUUGGAUGUGUUAAAGACGUGGGCCUCAUCCAUGGGCAUGAUUCAGCCACGAGCUCAAUCGCAAGCACAAGCUGUGAACCGGCACCCGUUGGACCUUCUGCUCGACCUGGCCAUCAACUGGCGAAUGGGACCACUGAGCGUGCAGGCCACAGUGCAUCCCGGUAGAAACCAAUGGGUCCUCAUCCUCAAGCCUGUUCUUGGUGUAUGGCGCGCGCUGCUUGAUGGAGAGGACUUCAUGUUUCUAGUGGACCAGCAUGUUACGCUUCUCGAUGCACAACGUCCUAGUAGCUGGCUUCAGUGGAAUGAGACCGUGGCGGCCCUUCGCGCAGCCACCUCUGGUACCAUUGUAACGAGUGCGUCGGAUGAAGUGGCAUGCGUUGUUGCUGGUUUGGACGACCUGACGCGGUGGCUCCCCAGAGGCGUGUGGCUUGACUUUAUCAAUGCCCACUUCAGACCCGAACUGACAUUCGACGAGAGCGAUCCAGUUAUCGUGUACGAGACGCCGGCAAUGGUGAAUAUCGGGAACGUCUUCAAGCCGAGACGUUUAAAUACUCUUUCGGAGGUGUUCUCCUGGCUUGUCCUGGAGACGUACCUCGGCGUCAUCGUUACGCAAUAUAAGGCGCGCGAUACAGUGGACAAGGCGUGGUCGACCGAGCACAAUUGUCUGUCGCACACAAGCUCGUCUUUGGGACUGCUUAGUGUUCGACGGUACCUCCAGCGGAAGUUUCCCUCGUGGAGACGGCAAUCUGUAGACACGUUUCUUAAACAUGUACGCACUACGUGGGCUUUGAAUGUGGAAGACGCUCCUUGGAUUGACGAAGAUUCAACGCGUUCAACACUGAAGAAGGUACGAGCGCUUAAGACGAUACUCUGGCCUGGCGAUGAAUUUUUUGACAGACAGUCCAGUGAAGCUCUGUACGGCAUCUUUCCUGACAUGGACAAGCCGUUUGCGGCUAACCUGAUUGAAACCGCGCUUGCGCUGCGACGACUUGUUAAUAACUCACUCUACGCAGACGUAUACACGAAGCAAUUCGCUGACGGGUCCGACGCCGUCGCGUACAAGUACCACCUCAACGAAGCCCACAUCGCACUGGCAGCGCUUAACCCUCCGGUCUACUACGACGUAGAAAUGUUCGCAAUGGCGUACGGAGGCCUGGGUUCGCUUUACGCCAAGGAAGUGUCAAAGAUGUACGACUCUAUCGGAAGAUCUUUGGAUGCGAACGGAGAGCUGCGGGCUGGCGCGUUCAACGAGGAGUUGCCCGAGUACAAGGAGAAAUUUCGCUGCAACAUUACGAGCCGGUUCCCGUUUUACGAAUAUUUCAUUCACAUUUCCGGUCUGGAGACGGCUUUCGAGUCGUACAACGUCGCCGUAUCGAGGGACUCGUGGAACUACGACUACAGGUUGGAGACCCUAGGAGAGUACAGCAGCGACCAGGUUUUUUUCAUGACUUACUGCCACAUUCUGUGCGCGCCUCGAACCGAUUAUUCCGCUGAGCAAUAUUGCAACGUCCCGCUUGGCAACUUUAAACCAUUCGCGGAAGCCUUUCGUUGUCCCGUGGGUUCGUACAUGAACCCCGAAAAGAAGUGCCCCUUGUUUGUCGCGGAAAAGGGGCAUGACGGUGGAGACUCGUGGCUGCAUUCUGGUAGCAUACUUUGAACGCGUUUGAUUAUGCGGUGUGUCUCUCUAUGCCAUGUGGGUCGAUUUCUCGAUCAGAUUUAAGUGUUGUUGUAUAUAAAGCUUCUUCAUCUGAUUUGUGCGAAGAUUCUUAGAGAAGCCUCGGUCGCUCCCGUUUUAUUAGACAGUUGUCUUGAACGUCGUGGUUCUCUUCAUAGCUUAUAUACAAAAUUUUGCAAACGCUCUUCUCUCCGCAACGUUCGUUUGACGUAACCUAUAGAUGGUGAACCUCACGCGAUAUUUAAGUAGUUAAAAUUAUCUGGCUGCAGUGACUGCACGUAAGCUCCCAAUAUUCCUGCAGCCACCCUUUCCAGAGUUGUUAGAACGCUAGAGCUCCCACAGCGACACGACGAUGAACCAAGUAUCUUUGAUGGCACGAGUUUAUUAUAUCUAAAUAAGCUAGCUUGCGGAAUUUCGCCCGACAUCUGUCAAGAAAGUUUCAGAGAACACGAUUUCAACCGUUGUUAAAAAAGUGUUUAGUCGCAUUUCAUGGACGACUUCCGCGUGAUGCGUAUGUGAACCAAGCUCGCCAAAUGUUUUUUUUUUUUCGGCUGGCUAACAAUAUUUUUCUUCUAAAAGUAAAUA
Dermacentor albipictus is the source of this 3371-nucleotide messenger RNA. Its product is annotated as neprilysin-2-like. NCBI's taxonomy places the organism in Eukaryota, Metazoa, Arthropoda, Arachnida, Ixodida, Ixodidae. The record is from RefSeq and is a predicted model, not a curated record. Gene Ontology annotation, molecular function: metalloendopeptidase activity. Gene Ontology annotation, cellular component: plasma membrane. Gene Ontology annotation, biological process: protein processing.